Molecule: messenger RNA, 1131 nt
Organism: Meloidogyne enterolobii
Lineage: Eukaryota; Metazoa; Nematoda; Chromadorea; Rhabditida; Meloidogynidae
Source: the annotation of a GenBank genome assembly
AAAAUGUCCUCCUAUCAAACUAAUUGUCUAAAUAUCAGCAAAGCAUGGUCUGAUAAAAGAGAAAUUAACAUCAGGGAUCGAACAAUUCGUUUUUAUCAUGGAUGGAUGACUCUUCCAUUUACAAUUAUUGCUAUACCUUUAACUUUGCUUUUUAUAACUGCCAACAUUCGUGCAAUUAAAGCCCACAGAGUCAGCAGAAAAUUUCAUGUUCUUUUGGUGAAUAGAGCAAUUGGGGAUUUGUCGGCAAUUAUUUGUUCUCUUAUUUCGAUUAUUUAUGUUUUGGCUGUUGAACAUAUAAAUCCUUCUUGGCUAACAUUAUUAAAUACUUUAUUUACUGCUUGUUUUUGGUCUGGAUUAGUUACAUAUACAUCUAUUGGUUUAUUGAAAUUAUAUGGAAUUGCAGAACCUCUUAAAUACAAGAAAAAAGUAACUAUGGAAAGAUGUGUUUCUCUAAUCAAAAUCAGUUGGCUAGUUUUUAUUUUAAUUUUUGGAGCAACAAUGGGAUUUACAAUACUUGUAAAAAUAGAAAUACUUGCUGAAUUAACUGGCUGCAAAGUAGAGAAUUGUUUAACUUACAUGUAUAAAGUUAGGAAUGUUUUAACCCUUUUAUUAUAUUUUACUACAAUUUUAACUUUUAUUAUUUCGGUUUUUUUAAUAAAAAAAGCCAAGGAAAGGGCAAAAACUUUAAAUGCAGACAACACAAGUAGACAACAAAGAAGUGUUCGGAAACGGUUUAAAUUUCCAAUGAUUAAGUUAACAUUGGGUGUAACAACAUUUACAAUUUUUCAUUUUCCCUAUGCAAUUUGGAAUGUUGCUUUAACAUUUGCCGAUGGAUGUUAUUUUGUUUUACAUUAUAAUAAAAUGCAGUCUUUGUUGGGAAUUAUUAGAUCUAUUGUUCUUUUAAGAAUUAUUGUUGAUUCUUUUUUGGGAUUUUUUAUGGACAAAGAGAUUCGGCACCAAUUAUUUACUUUAUUACACCUUCACCGUAUAGGGAUAACUACUUCAGAAUUAUUUAGUCCAACCACAACAGUUAAAUUAUCCACAACAACAAAUUCAAUAAUAAUCUCCUCAGAAUCAACCCCUGACAGUUUCGACACAGUAACAAAUUUGGACGAAAAAUUAAAAUCAUAA